AUGUACAAGCAACAAGUGUUGGGAUGCUGUGAGUUGCAUAUGUUCAAGGGGCAUUUAUUUUUAAAACUCUUUCCACUUGUUAACGAAGCUUUGACAACAAAAUCACGUGAAAAUAGUGAACUUCAAGUCCAACUUUCAGAGAUUAAUUUAAGAUUCAACGCGGAAUUCCAAGUGAACAAUUCAAGAAUUCGUCGAAUCUUGUAA
This is a messenger RNA of Clunio marinus, 204 nucleotides long. The record is from the annotation of a GenBank genome assembly. NCBI's taxonomy places the organism in Eukaryota, Metazoa, Arthropoda, Insecta, Diptera, Chironomidae.